GAAGUGAUGUUGCUGUCAGUGGCGCCUCCGGCUCCCGGGAAGCCCAGAGUUCCGCAGGGUGGCGGCUGCGGCGGCGGCGGCAGCGGCUGCAGCAACAGGAGCAACGGAGGCUGUGGGUCUGCAGCUGUAUUCCCAGUCGACGCCACUCACGGUGAAGGUGACAUCUCCCUCCAGUUUCACAAAAUGAGUGUGGUAUGGUUACCCAGACCAGGACCUAAACUUCAUAGAGGGCCCAGCCUGCUGUUCUGAUGCCGAAAGGGAGGCAGAAAGUUCCACACUCGGAUGCCCGCCUGGGCCUGCCCAUCUGCCUCUGGCUGGAAUUAGCUGUCUGCUUUCUGCUUCCCCAGGUCAUGGGCCUAUCAGAGGCAGGUGGGCUUGACACCUUGGGUGCAGGGGGGCUAAGCUGGGCCGUACAUCUGGACAGCCUAGAAGGCGAGAGGAAGGAAGAGAGUCUGACACAACAGGCAGACGCUGUGGCCCAGGCAGCAGGGCUGGUGAACGCUGGGCGCAUUGGAGAGCUCCAAGGCCACUACCUCCUUGUCCAGCCAGCUGGGCACAGGCAAGCCACGGAGGUGGAGGCCAUGCGGCAGCAGGCAGAGGCUGUGUUAGCCAGGCAUGAAGCUGUGCGCUGGCACUCAGAGCAGAAACUGCUGAAGAGGGCCAAGCGCAGCAUCCACUUCAAUGAUCCCAAGUAUCCUCAACAGUGGCACCUGAAUAAUCGGCGGAGUCCAGGAAGAGACAUCAACGUGACAGGUGUGUGGGAGCGAAAUGUAACAGGCCGAGGGGUGACGGUGGUGGUGGUGGAUGACGGAGUGGAGCACACCAUCCAGGACAUCGCACCCAACUAUAGCCCAGAGGGAAGCUAUGACCUCAACUCUAAUGACCCAGAUCCUAUGCCCCACCCUGACGAGGAGAAUGGGAACCACCAUGGGACCCGGUGUGCAGGAGAGAUUGCCGCUGUACCCAACAACAGCUUCUGUGCAGUAGGCGUGGCCUAUGGGAGCAGAAUAGCAGGUAUCCGGGUGCUGGAUGGACCCCUCACAGACAGUCUGGAGGCCGUGGCAUUCAACAAGCACUAUCAGAUCAAUGACAUCUACAGCUGCAGCUGGGGCCCAGAUGAUGAUGGAAAGACAGUGGAUGGGCCUCAUCAGCUUGGAAAGGCUGCCUUACAACAUGGAGUCAUGGCUGGUCGCCAAGGCUUUGGAAGUAUCUUUGUGGUUGCCAGUGGAAAUGGGGGCCAGCACAAUGACAACUGCAACUAUGACGGCUAUGCCAACUCCAUCUACACUGUCACCAUAGGAGCUGUGGACGAAGAGGGACGGAUGCCUUUUUAUGCCGAGGAGUGUGCCUCCAUGCUGGCAGUCACCUUCAGUGGUGGAGACAAGAUGCUGCGGAGUAUUGUGACCACUGACUGGGACCUUCAGAAGGGCACUGGCUGCACUGAAGGCCACACAGGAACCUCAGCGGCAGCUCCUCUGGCAGCGGGCAUGAUAGCCCUCAUGCUGCAGGUGCGGCCCUGCCUCACAUGGCGGGAUGUCCAGCACAUCAUUGUCUUCACAGCCACCCAGUAUGAAGAUCGUCGUGCAGACUGGCUCACCAAUGAGGCUGGCUUCAGCCACAGCCACCAGCAUGGCUUCGGCCUGCUCAACGCGUGGAGACUUGUCAAUGCAGCCAAGAUCUGGACAUCUGUCCCUUACUUAGCCUCCUAUGUCAGCCCCAUGCUGAAGGAGAAUAAGGCUGUGCCUCGGUCCCCCCACUCUCUGGAGGUGCUAUGGAAUGUCAGCAGGACGGACCUGGAGAUGUCGGGGCUGAAGACCCUGGAACAUGUGGCAGUGACAGUCUCCAUCACUCACCCACGACGUGGCAGCUUAGAACUGAGACUGUUUUGUCCCAGUGGCAUGAUGUCUUUGAUCGGCGCCCCCCGCAGCAUGGACUCGGAUCCCAAUGGCUUCAGUGACUGGACCUUUUCCACUGUGCGGUGCUGGGGGGAAAGAGCCAGAGGCGUCUACAGACUGGUUAUCAGGGACGUAGGAGAUGAGCCGCUCCAGGUGGGCAUCCUCCAGCAGUGGCAGCUGACCCUGUAUGGCUCCAUGUGGAGUCCAGUAGACAUCAAGGACAGACAGAGUCUCUUAGAAAGUGCUAUGAGUGGGAAAUACCUGCAUGAUGACUUCACUCUGCCUUGCCCACCUGGGCUGAGAAUUCCUGAGGAGGAUGGUUACACCAUCACCCCUAACACACUCAAGACCCUUGUGCUGGUGGGCUGCUUCAGUGUCUUCUGGACUGUUUACUACAUGCUAGAGGUAUGCCUGAGCCAGAGGAGCAAGGCUUCCACCCACGGCUGCAGGAAACAUAGCUGCAGGAAAGGAUGCUUCUCCCGGCCCCCACGAAGGCAAAACUCCAAGGAAGUGGGGACAGCACUCGAAUCGGUGCCACUGUGCAGCAGCAAGGACCCGGAUGGAGUGGAUUCAGAGCAUGGGGACUGCACAACUGCAUCUAGCUUCCUGGCCCCAGAGCUGCUGCGGGACGCUGACCGGAAUCUGCCCCAGAACAGUAAGAGUGACCUGGAUUGUCCUCUGCACGAACCCCCAGACCUGCUGCAGGGGAAGGAUGGACAGGUUUGCUGACUAGAGCCCAGCUUCCUCCAUAUACAACAGGCUCUUCCUAAACUUGGUUAUGAGGCUUUCAAUCAUGGAUGCUCAGAAGAGAAUGGUCCUGAUAGUAACAUCUGGGACCCAAGGCCUCUGAAGCAUUCUCAGCCUCCUCAGGGGGAUGAAGGCCAUCUUAACUAAGUGCAGUGGUAAAGGACUUGGUGAUCAUGGCUCCUCUAGCUGAGCUCUGCUGAAAACCUUUAGACAAGGGAUUGGCACUGAAACCAGGCAGCCCUUGAUUUCAUCUCUCUCUGGCUAGUCAGUGUCCUAGGUCAUUGGGACCUCCACCCAUUCAUGAAUUAUACAGGUACCUGUAUACCUAGGUAUGCUCUCAAUAGAAGUGUCACUGUGCCGAGGGCCCAGAGAGAGGCUGGCAAGACUGGCAAGAGCCUGGACAUGCCUGCCCUGAAAGCAGCUGCCUUUAUUGCCCUUUUCUGUGCACCUGUUCUGAAGCCAACUUAAUCCUGCUUGUAUCUGCACUACCGUUCACCCUUCCUGCUGAGGGAAUGGUGACGUGUUCCCAGGAGAACUGGAAGGCACAGGAUUCCCAGCACCCUGCUGCCUCAUUGGGGAAGUUGGCCAGCGGGACUGCGGAGAGCUGAGACAGUAUUUUCAGAGAUAACCUGGGAGCCACUGCCUAUGACCACCCUGUCUUCCUCUGCGACAUGCUCAGGGAAAUGGCCUUCAUUCCAGAGGCCAGCUGUCUGUCAGACUUUUCCUCCAUUCUUGGCCUUCUUCCCUUCCCAUCUUCUGAGCUAAUUGUUAAUAUGAAUUUUUUAAUGCUUAAGAUUUGAUUUUUACUUUUCAAAGCAACAUUUUGUUGAAUUUUUUUCUGCACAGCUUUCCAAAAUAAAAAGCAGAAGUAUAAAAAUCCAAACAAUUCCACCACUCCCAGCUUUCCCUCCUCUGCCAACCCAGAGCUAUGCAGAUGGCAGGUCACUCUUCCUCCCCACAGCCUGCUUCCUCUGAAGCUCUGGGCCUGCGGGUCCUGAGAAGUCAUCCAGCAGGCAGCGGGCAGGAACAUGUGAGCCCUCCAUGCUCCCACCCUCAGGGUUCCUGGGAUGCUAACAGGAGUGACAAACCAAACUGCCAGCCAGGCCUGAGAAAAGAUGGAGAUAUAUGUAUAUAUAUAUUUAUAUAUAUAUAUAUUUUUUUUUCCUUUUUGAAUUUCAACCCAAAAAAUAUUCCAGGAAAAGAUGUAGAGGCUGGGCUGGGUCUCCUUCAAAGGACAUUUGCUACCAAGGACAGUGGACUGGCCUACAGCCAGGUUACCCCAGCCCACUUCUCCCUGCUUACUCCAGGAUGGCAGUAACAGUGGAGGUGGGGGUACAGCUGGGAACAUGGGCCAGGGCAGUGGUGGCUCUGGGGUAAGAAGCUGGGCUGAGGCUGAGGAUAGGUGCGAGCUGCCCAUGUGCAGUCAUCUUUGCCCAGUGACACCUCAAAGCUGUCAGGGCUAAGAACCUACAGAGGCGUGGCGGAGGCGGGCUAAGCAGGAUGCUGCAGCUCAGGACUGGCCCUCCCUUUCUAACUGAUGAUCUGCCGGGGUCGCCCGUAGCCUGUCAUGCCAGCCUGUGAGGCCCCUCUGUUGCUGCCCAUUUGAAGACCAAUGACGUGCUUCCCCUCCUGCAGUUGGCUUUCUGUGAACUCCCUCUUAUGCUCCUGGGCUUUCCUAGAAGAAAAGGAACCAGGGUCAGGCUUGCUAGAACUUACUGUUCUCCAACUGUUUCCUGAUCCCCGUUACUGCCAUGUUUAGCUCCGUUCCCUUCCUGUUUGUCUUCUCUUUUUUCCCUGAGUUUGUCUGGUCCUAGGAGUUAGGGAGCAUGCUGGAGCACAUGCUGGUUAAAGGUAGGUGUGCAGAAGUAAGACCUCAUUUCCCCCAGUCCAGCGCCCUUACCUGGGACGUUCCUGCCUCUGCUAUACCUGAUCUUUACUACAGCUGACCAGCCCAAGCCACCCGAACCCCACAGAGACCCAGUGGCCACAUACUUCAUAAACCAGUUGGGAUCUCCACGGUAGUGUCCAUCGUUCUUGGUCACAGCCAAACUGCCCAAAGCCAUUAGAGUCCUCUGCACUGCCGCCAUGUCCUUGCCUGUGAGAAGGACGGCCAGAGAACCAAUUUCAGGACCAUAUAGGCAAUACCUGCCUAGACUCAAAAAUGGUCAAACCAAGAGCAAGUGGCAUCAAAUCAAGAGGGUUCAAGAGACCCUAUUCUAAACCCUAGUGAGUGUGUGGUAGAUAUUUUAUAUCCUAGGAUCCAACGCAGGCCUUUGUACAUAGAAGGAAAAUGCUGUCCCACCAAGCUGGUCCCCUGUUUGUGCCCUCUUGGCAUAUCCCAUUCCUGCUACGCACACCGACAGAGCUGGUUGUGGCUCGUGAGUUUCCCUCUCCUUGCCUGAUAAUCUUCCUCUCCACUGGCCCACUGGCUCCAGCCCUUUUCCUCUGUACCUUCAAAGAGGUCAACAGUCUGGAACAUGUCAGUCUUGGUGACUCCAUAAUCCUCAGCUGCCUUCAAGAAUUGAGCCACCUGUUCCAUCUGCUUGAAGACCAUGGAGGGCGGGUUCUCAGGCACCUUCACAGGCUUGGACCCAUCAGGAUACAGGCUGUUCACCAACUUGCUCAGAAUCUGGCAGGUACAGAACAUAGCUGAACACUCAGCUCAGGGGGUUCUGUCUCACAGUUUGUAGGGUGGUAUACACAUCCCAGACCCUCUUCUCAGGGUGUCACUCACCACGCCAUUCUUCAGCCACACCUGGAAACCCAGGCGCCCACGAUCUGGGCGGCCUACAUCGGAGCCACACUGCAUUACAAUCCACUCCACUAGUCGCUCCUCCAGCUCCUCGUCAUACUUCUUCUCAAUUUUGGACUGCACUUCACGGCUCAUGCCGUAGGAUGGACCCUUGUUGGCCAUGUUGAGGCAGAGCUAAAGCAGAUGGUGUGGAGAAAAGAACAAAGAGCCAGGGAAUUGCUUUACCUCAUUUGUAACAAGCAGGCCUUUGACUCUGAGGGGUUCCCAGCUACCCUCGACACCAUAGCAUGACCAAGGAGACCAGCUUUAGCCACUUGCUUUGGAGACCCCUCUGAACUUGAACUUCAAGAAACAAGGUCUUAGAUAUUUGUCAGUCUAGAACAAGAGUCUUGUCAACUUUUUAUAUAAAAGACCAGAGUAAAUAUUUUAGACUCUGCAGUCCAUAUGGCCUCUAUUAUUGUGUGAAAAUAGCCCAGCUGAUACAUAACCAAUGUGUGCCAAUAAAAUUUUGUUUAUAAAAACAGA
Messenger RNA from Grammomys surdaster, 5919 nucleotides. It is a transcript of the gene Pcsk7, whose product is annotated as proprotein convertase subtilisin/kexin type 7. Gene Ontology annotation, cellular component: trans-Golgi network; Golgi membrane. Gene Ontology annotation, molecular function: serine-type endopeptidase activity. The record is from RefSeq and is a predicted model, not a curated record. The transcript is spliced from 17 exons. NCBI's taxonomy places the organism in Eukaryota, Metazoa, Chordata, Mammalia, Rodentia, Muridae. Gene Ontology annotation, biological process: protein processing. Bases 249 to 2624 code for a protein of 791 amino acids.